Messenger RNA from Letharia columbiana, 687 nucleotides. RefSeq lists its product as uncharacterized. The coding region runs from base 1 to 687 and encodes 228 amino acids. The record is from RefSeq and is a predicted model, not a curated record. Gene Ontology annotation, molecular function: acyltransferase activity, transferring groups other than amino-acyl groups. The transcript has 3 exons. Lineage: Eukaryota; Fungi; Ascomycota; Lecanoromycetes; Lecanorales; Parmeliaceae.
AUGUUUAUGUCCCUCGAAAAAGUCAUGGUGUACAGAAUUUUACCAGCAACGCCCGCCGACUUGCCUGAUAUUAUCGCUAUCUUUCACGCGGCAUUCGCAGCAGACCCUUUCGUUGGUCAGUUCAUGACCAAUGUUCCACCAGAAGUCAAAUUGACCUAUGACAUGCACUGCUAUGGACAUGAAUUCGAGAUGAGCGAGCUCAACGGGCUACAAUUGAGGAAAAUCGUUGAUGGGGAUGGACAGACGCUAGCUUUCGCAAAAUGGCAGUACCCCUAUACUUUGACGGCGGAGCAAAAGUCGAGAAAAGUACAGCUUGACAAAAUCCAAGAGUUGGAGCAUCCACUUCCGAAGGGAACCAAUAGAGAACUUUACGAUGUCUUCUUUGCGGCCUUGAGAGAGAAGAAAGCCAAGUGGAUGGAUGAGAGCAAGGACUACCUUCUCCACAUUCUCGGUGUCUCACCCGCCCAUCAACGCAAAGGUCUUGGUGCUAUGCUUAUUGGCGAAGGCCUUGCGGAUGCAGACAGGAACAACGCACGGACAUACAUUGAAGCUUCGCCCGCGGGCUAUGACCUUUAUCUACGCCAUGGCUGGAAGCAGGUCGAUAAGAUUGUGAUCGACAUCGGCAAGUAUGGCGGGCAUGGAGUGGCGACCGAGAAGCUGCUUUUGAGGCAGCCGGGCGGCAACUAG